AUGGAGAAUGUCGGCAUCAGCGGUUUUGAUAACGAGAAACCUAACGAGAAUCAACGCCAGAUCAAAGUGAGGCUCGCGGACCUCGGAGCGGUCAGUAGCCCAGGCACCCGAGAGAUUUCCGCCCUGACAUACCGAAGCCCCGAAGUACAUUUCGGAAAGCCAUGGGACCAGAGCACCGACAUCUGGUCGUGGGGCAUUAUUCUCGCGCAACUCCUCCUCGCCCAAGUCGAUUUCAGUUCCCACGGCAUGUACGACUCGAUCGCGGUCGGGUCACUAAACGAGAAAACAAAGGCAGCGCGCGACACCAUGGCCGUCGACUUUGACCUGCACUCUCUUCCCCUAUACGCCGACGACGCCCAAUCCCAAGCGAUGCUCCCGCCUGCUCGGUCCGAGAUGGCGUACAAAUGGGCAGAAGCUAUGAUGGAUAAAGGGAUUUCUCAGGAGGAUAUCCAGUUUUUGGCCAACGCGCUGAAUCCGCUUCCGGAGGCUAGGUUCACGACAGUGGAGAUCUUGGAGAGCGGGUAUCUCGAUAUCUGA
Molecule: messenger RNA, 537 nt
Organism: Dichotomopilus funicola
Lineage: Eukaryota; Fungi; Ascomycota; Sordariomycetes; Sordariales; Chaetomiaceae
Exons: 3
Coding region: 1-537 (178 amino acids)
Biological process (GO): protein phosphorylation
Molecular function (GO): protein kinase activity; ATP binding
Source: RefSeq, a predicted model, not a curated record